Pseudopodoces humilis (Tibetan ground-tit) is the source of this 1677-nucleotide messenger RNA. RefSeq names its product TNF superfamily member 11 (gene TNFSF11). Lineage: Eukaryota; Metazoa; Chordata; Aves; Passeriformes; Paridae. Gene Ontology annotation, molecular function: tumor necrosis factor receptor binding. Gene Ontology annotation, cellular component: membrane. Gene Ontology annotation, biological process: immune response. The record is from RefSeq and is a predicted model, not a curated record.
AUGCGUCGCGCCAGCCGAGACUACACCAAGUACUUGCGCGGCUCCGAGGAGCUGGGCAGCGGCGCCGCCCACGAGAGCGCCCCGGCGCCGCCGCCGCCCCCGCCGCCCCCGCCGCCAGCAUCUCGCUCCCUCCUCGUCGCCCUCGUCCUCCUGGGGCUGGGGCAGGUGGUCUGCAGCGUCGCCCUCUUCCUCUACUUCCGAGCUCAGAUGGACCCUACUAGAAUUUCAAAAGAACAUGCACACUGUGUCAGAACCCUUUUUGGACACCAAGAAAGUGCAGAUUUGCAUGAUGCCUCCUUUGAAAGUCAAGAAGCGAAGUUAAUGCCAGAAUCCUGUAGAAGUGUGAAACAGGCUCUCCAAAGGGCUGUGCAGAGGGAAGUCCAGCGUGCUAUGGGAAGAACGCCACCAAGACCAGAAAAAGCUGCAAUGGAGGCAUUAGGACUUGAACUGUACAAGAGGAACAAACCUGAGAAGCAGCCAUUUGCCCAUCUCAUUAUUGAUGAUAAGAAUAUUCCGUCUGGAACUGGCAAAGUGAACCUCACAUCCUGGCAUCAUGACAAAGGCCAGGCAAACUUAUCAAAUAUGACAUUCAGUGAUGGAAAACUAAUUGUUAAUCAAGAUGGAUUUUACUAUCUUUAUGCCAAUAUUUGUUUUAGACAUCAUGAAACUUCAGGAAACUUGACUAAAAGAGGGCUUCAGUUGAUGGUGUAUGUGAUUAAGACAAACUUUAAAAUAAGGCGCUUUGAUGUGUUGAUGAAGGGAGGAAGCACCCAAUACUGGUCAGGGAGCUCAGAAUUUCAUUUUUAUUCUGUAAAUGUAGGGGGGUUUUUUAAAUUAAAAUCCGGUGAAAUGAUAAGUAUCCAGGUAUCAAACCCAUUGCUACUGGAUUCUUCACAAGAAGCAACUUAUUUUGGAGCAUUUAAAGUUAGGGAUUUAGAUUGACUCUUUCUUUAGUGUGCUGAAAAUUGUUUGAGUUUUUAGUUGUCCAACAACAACUUGAAGAACUGAAAAUCUUCUGCAACCCAGUUACAUCUGUGUAAGCCAUGUAUCUCUAAAGACACGUUUUUGUCCCACACAGGCUCCACAGGAGUCCUGCAAAUGUAUGGAAGGACAAAAUUGCACAGUUCUCCUGAUUUAGUCUUAAAGCAGUUUUACUUCAUUUGUCUCCACUGGCCUCACAAGAGUCAGUGUGCCCUUUGCAUUUGUAGUUAAAAUCAGAACAAUUAAUAUUAUUGAGCUUCUGUUUCCAGGUUCUGCCCUGAUUACUAGUUUUGGUGCAAACUUAGGGCAGGACAGAGCUUGGCUCCCAACUUGCAUUCAGGGCUCCAUUUUACUUGGGGUUGAGUAUUCUGACUCUGAGACAGCAAAGAUUAUGAAAGUGUGACUAAUCCCAUUGCAUUUGAUGUGGCUUUUCAUGUGUUGAAUUGGGGUUGAUUUUGCUUCGCUGGAUUAGGGUUGGAGAGCUCAGACCACGGCAGAAAUGGGUUGGAGAACACCUAAACAGUUCAACUUAGCUUUUACCUGAUUAAAGGGGCCAUUCCAGGAAGAAGGGAGAUCAUCUGGCCUUGCAGUUCUAAAAAAAGUUAAUUACAGGUCAUGUUAUUAUUGUUGCACAGUUAAUUGCAAAUAUAGAUUGCCAAACUAUGGUGUGCCUUUGAAGUAUUACAUUGUGCCAGA